This is a messenger RNA of Erigeron canadensis, 2012 nucleotides long. RefSeq names its product NADP-dependent malic enzyme-like. Lineage: Eukaryota; Viridiplantae; Streptophyta; Magnoliopsida; Asterales; Asteraceae. Bases 55 to 1818 code for a protein of 587 amino acids. The record is from RefSeq and is a predicted model, not a curated record. Gene Ontology annotation, molecular function: malate dehydrogenase (decarboxylating) (NAD+) activity; malate dehydrogenase (decarboxylating) (NADP+) activity; NAD binding. Gene Ontology annotation, cellular component: chloroplast. Gene Ontology annotation, biological process: pyruvate metabolic process; malate metabolic process. The transcript is spliced from 18 exons.
GUAUAUGAGUUCAUCAAGCAAUAAUUUGAGUAUACAAAGAAAAAUAAAAUAAAAAUGGAUAGCCCAAGGAAGAAGGAAGGUGAGUCAGUGGUUGACCCUAGCACCACCGUGGGCGGUGGCGUUGAGGAUGUUUACGGUGAAGAUCGUGCCACCGAGGAUCAACUCGUUACUCCCUGGACUGUUUCCGUUGCCAGUGGAUACACUUUACUGAGGGAUCCACAUCAUAACAAGGGACUUGCCUUUACCGAAAGGGAGCGUGACGCGCAUUACUUGCGCGGUCUGUUGCCUCCUGCCGUUGUAACGCAGGAGCUUCAGGAGAAGAAAUUGAUGCAAAGUAUUCGCAAUUAUGAAGUUCCGUUGCACAAGUAUGUUGCUAUGAUGGAACUUGAGGAGCGAAAUGAGAGGUUGUUCUACAAGCUUCUUAUUGAUAAUGUGGAAGAACUUCUUCCUGUUGUAUACACUCCAACAGUUGGUGAGGCUUGCCAGAAAUACGGGAGUAUUUUCAAUCGUCCUCAGGGUCUCUACAUUAGUUUGAAAGAAAAGGGUAAGAUUCUUGAGGUACUAAAGAACUGGCCCGAGAGGAGUAUUCAAGUAAUUGUGGUGACAGAUGGUGAGCGUAUCUUGGGGCUGGGAGAUCUUGGGUGUCAGGGAAUGGGAAUUCCAGUUGGAAAACUCGCUUUAUAUACUGCACUUGGAGGAGUUAGGCCAUCUACGUGCUUGCCUAUAACCAUUGAUGUGGGAACAAACAAUCAGAAGCUAUUGAAUGAUGAGUUCUAUAUUGGUCUUAGACAAAAGAGGGCCACUGGAAAGGAAUAUUACGAGUUAAUCGAGGAGUUCAUGUCUGCAGUCAAGCAGAACUAUGGUGAAAAAGUCCUUGUGCAGUUUGAAGACUUUGCAAACCACAACGCAUUUGAGUUGUUGUCCAAAUAUAGAACCUCCCAUUUAGUGUUCAAUGAUGAUAUACAGGGGACUGCAGUCGUGGUCCUUGCAGGACUUGUUGCAUCACUUAAAUUACUUGGUGGUAGCUUGGCUGAUCACACAUUCUUGUUCCUUGGUGCUGGAGAAGCGGGGACUGGCAUAGCAGAGCUUAUUGCUCUUGAGAUAUCAACAAAGACAAAUAUUCCUAUCGAAGAGACUCGUAAGAAGAUAUGGCUUGUCGACUCUAAGGGGUUAAUUGUUAGUUCUCGUAAAGCAUCCCUUCAGCAUUUCAAGCAACCAUGGGCUCAUGAACAUGAGCCUCUUUCAACUCUCUUAGAUGCUGUCAAUGCUAUCAAACCAUCAGUUCUAAUUGGAACAUCUGGGGUAGGACAGACAUUUACAAAGGAAGUAGUUCAAGCUAUGGCAGCCAACAACGAGACACCGCUUAUUAUGGCUCUCUCCAACCCAACCUCACAAGCAGAGUGCACUGCUGAACAAGCUUACACAUGGACCAAGGGACGUGCAAUAUUUUCUAGUGGAAGUCCUUUUGAUCCUUAUGAAUACAAUGGCAAACUCUUCAUUCCUGGCCAGGCAAACAAUGCUUACAUUUUCCCUGGACUUGGUUUUGGGUUGGUCAUGUGUGGUGCAAUCCGUGUUCAUGAUGAGAUGCUUUUGGCUGCAUCGGAAGCAUUGGCUAAUCAAGUAACUCAGGAGCACUACGAUAAAGGGAUGAUUUAUCCCCCACUUACCAACAUCAGAAAGAUUUCUGCUAACAUUGCUGCAAAUGUUGCUGCUAAAGCAUAUGAACUUGGUUUGGCAACACGUCUUCCCCGCCCUGUGGAUCUAGUGAAAUAUGCUGAGAGCUGUAUGUACACCCCCAACUACCGAAGCUACAGAUAAACCAUUAGCUAACUUUCCGUGGUCCGAGUUUCUGAUUUUAAUGAUUUAAUCGAGUGUGUUAUAAUAUUGUUUUUGUUAUCCUUUUGUGCAUGUUGUUAUCUAUAUGUUGUUCUGUGAGUGGUUUAGCACGCGGUUGGUUAUGUGUGAAUGUUAUCUUUAUAGUUAACAAAAUAACAGAAGCUUUUUGCUCACUA